This is a messenger RNA of Arabidopsis lyrata subsp. lyrata, 696 nucleotides long. Its product is annotated as probable pectinesterase/pectinesterase inhibitor 19. The coding region runs from base 1 to 696 and encodes 231 amino acids. The transcript is spliced from 2 exons. NCBI's taxonomy places the organism in Eukaryota, Viridiplantae, Streptophyta, Magnoliopsida, Brassicales, Brassicaceae. The record is from RefSeq and is a predicted model, not a curated record. Gene Ontology annotation, molecular function: enzyme inhibitor activity.
AUGUUGGUUCAUACGAAGCUUUCCGCUGUUUUCACUGUGAUAAUAAUGUUCUCACAAGCCCACUCCGAUCUAGUCCGCCUUGAAGAUGACAACAUCAACGGGUUCAUAACAACGGUGAUCGGAGUUUGCAAAGGAUAUGACGACAAACAGUCAUGUCAAAAUCUUUUGUUGGAGCUCAAGAGGGUAUCCUCGUCACUCUCGGAGAUGAAAUGUCGUGAGUUAUUGAUCAUCGUUUUAAAGAAUUCCGUGUGGAGGAUCGACAUGGCUAUGAUUGGUGUGAUGGAAGACACAAAACUACUUGAGCAGAUGGAGAAUGAUAUGCUUGGUGUGAAGGAGGACACAAAUCUAUUUGAAGAGAUGAUGGACUCGGCAAAAAAUAGGAUGAUCCGUUCAGUGGAGGAACUUUUAGGAGGAGAAAGCCUUAAUCUUGGUUCUUACGAAAACGUCCACACUUGGCUCAGUGGCGUUCUUACUAGCUACAUCACAUGUAUCGACGGAAUUGGUGAAGGUGCCUAUAAACGUCGGGUCGAGCCAGAGCUUGAGGACCUCAUUUCUAGGGCAAGAGUAGCUUUGGCAAUUUUUAUUUCCAUUUCGCCGAGAGACGACACCGAACUUAAGUCGGUGGUUUCCAAUGGCCCGUCUUGGUUAUCCAAAGUUGACAAAAAAUAUCUAUAUCUCAAUCCUGAGAGAAAAUAA